UCUGUGAAUUCCCCAAUCUACAUCCAUUCAACCCACAUAAUUCUUAAAUGAAUAAGAAUAGUUCCAUGGUCUCAUAGUAGUUAAAAAAAAAUUAAAAGGCUAAAUCGAAGCAUAGAGAAUUAUUAGAAGGUCAAUCUUUACCGACCUUUAAUUUAAAUAAAUCCGAGACGAAGAAAUGAAUCUUCUUAUCCUCUCUCUUAUCCUCUUUUAUUCGAUUUUCGAAGAUGGCUGUAAUCCUGGAUUCGCUCUCUCCUCCAAUUCACUCCCUGAGUUCUUCAAUUCGGCGCAGGAUUCCGACCACUCUCCCUUCUCCUUCUCCGCGGUGGCCCACCGAUUCAUUCCCUAAAUCUCGCGCCUCACUCAUUUCUCAAUCUCAAUCUCAAACGAUUAAAGCUCUUGCAGUUCCCAGGAGGAGUGCAAUGGCGUUGAUCUUGUCCACUUGUAUUUUCUCCAAUACCAAUACCAAUACCGCAUUGGCUGACCCGCCAUCUCCUGGGUUGCUCGAAUACAUCGACACUUUCGAUGGCUAUUCGUUCAAGUACCCCAAGAACUGGAUCCAGGUCCGAGGGGCGGGGGCUGAUAUAUUCUUCAGGGAUCCGUAUGUUCUUGACGAGAAUCUUUCGGUGGAGUUCUCCUCGCCGUCUUCCUCCAGGUACAAGAGCGUCGAGGACUUGGGGCCUCCUGAAGAAGCAGGGAAGAAAGUGCUGAAGCAGUAUUUGACAGAGUUCAUGUCUACCAGGCUUGGGGUCAGAAGGGAAUCCAACGUUCUUUCUACUUCUUCCAGAACGGCGGACGAUGGCAAAACUUACUACCAAGUUGAGGUAAACAUAAAGUCAUAUGCAAACAGCAAUGAACUGGCAGUAAUGCCGCAGGAUCGGGUGGUUCGUUUGGAAUGGGACCGAAGAUAUCUUUCGGUUCUUGGAGUCGAAAACAGUCGGCUAUACGAGCUGAGAUUACAAACCCCAGAAAAUGUGUUUGUAGAAGAGGAAAAUGAGCUGCGUCAGGUUAUGGAUUCUUUCAGAGUCAACAGAGUGAAUGCAUGAAGUGAAGAAACACAAAAAGGAUUGUGGCAACUGAGGCUUUUGUUUUCAGAUGUAAUAGCUGAAACAUUGUACUUCGUAUCACCAAAUCAAAUUGCUAUUGAAUUGUACAAUUUGAUAUUGUCGAA
This is a messenger RNA of Momordica charantia (bitter melon), 1168 nucleotides long. RefSeq names its product Photosystem II reaction center PsbP family protein (gene PPD1). Gene Ontology annotation, molecular function: calcium ion binding. The record is from RefSeq and is a predicted model, not a curated record. Gene Ontology annotation, biological process: photosynthesis. NCBI's taxonomy places the organism in Eukaryota, Viridiplantae, Streptophyta, Magnoliopsida, Cucurbitales, Cucurbitaceae. Gene Ontology annotation, cellular component: photosystem II; extrinsic component of membrane; photosystem II oxygen evolving complex.